Molecule: messenger RNA, 369 nt
Organism: Saimiri boliviensis boliviensis (Bolivian squirrel monkey)
Lineage: Eukaryota; Metazoa; Chordata; Mammalia; Primates; Cebidae
Source: RefSeq, a predicted model, not a curated record
AUGUACAUACGGAGCGCACACCUACUGGGUGGACACCGCCACACUGCAGACAUGCCGAUCGAUCGCCCGUCUUGUUCAAAGCAGCAUGCGCUCUUUCAAUACCGGCUUGUGGAAUGUACCCGUGCCGAUGGCACGAUUGGCCGAAGAGCGAAGCCCUGCUUCAGUGACCUUGGCUCAGGCAACGGGACCUUCUUAAACAACAAUCGCACUGAGCCAGAAUACUGUGAACUAAAAGAAGAGGAUGCACUCAAAUUUGGGUUCAGUAGCAGAGAAGACGCCUUGCUCCAUGAGUCGUCAGACACUUCUAAAAUAGACAGGAAAGACGACGAGGAUGAGGAGGAGGAGGAGGAAGAAGUGUCUGACAGUUAG